Messenger RNA from Scheffersomyces stipitis CBS 6054, 2245 nucleotides. It is a transcript of the gene AUR1, whose product is annotated as inositol phosphorylceramide synthase. Gene Ontology annotation, biological process: sphingolipid biosynthetic process; inositol phosphoceramide metabolic process. Gene Ontology annotation, cellular component: inositol phosphoceramide synthase complex. Gene Ontology annotation, molecular function: inositol phosphoceramide synthase activity. The record is from RefSeq and is a predicted model, not a curated record. The transcript has a single exon. The coding region runs from base 482 to 1951 and encodes 489 amino acids. Lineage: Eukaryota; Fungi; Ascomycota; Pichiomycetes; Serinales; Debaryomycetaceae.
ACCACCCUUGUCCUUGUUCAUCCUUGUAUAGUCUAACGUCAGUAAGCCGCUGGUAUCACCACGUCGCUGUAUUGCCUUCCGUUUGCCGUUUCCGCCCCUUUUCUCCCGGUCUCGCCUUCGUAACCACGUCCAAAUCAAGUUUCAAAACAUCACCGCGAAACCUUCAAUUACAAGAAAGGACCCAGAACUCUCCCAAACAAAAUAAAAGCUGUCCUCAUAUUCAGACAGUAUCCAGACAAAUCCUCUUAUAGCAUUCAUCUCGCUUUUGUCAUACCAGACCAUCGAUUACUGCUUUGAAUCAUCACCUAUAUCUCAUCUUCCAUUCAGGCCACUUUCAGAGUAAUAUCUAUCGUUAAUCACCGUUACAGUAACAUUCAACUCCGUCUGACAUCCUACUAUAACUUAUCAUAUUAAUCAUAUUUGUAUAAUCAUAUUGAAUUAUUUCACAUUUAUCUUAAUACCAAUCAUAUCCUGAUCUAUCAUGUCUACCAUCCUCAGAUCGAGAGCUAUACAGAAGCCGUACCAGCUUUUCCACUACUUCUUUCUUUCAGAAAAACAACCAAAUAACACGCUUUCGGAUCUCUCAUUUGAUACCGACAUCUCAAUCUCGAUCAGAAAGUUCAAAAACCACAACUGGACUGUCAAAGAAGUUCUUCAUUAUGGCUUCCUCGCUUCCGUCAUCUUCUUUGUCUUCAUAAUAUUUCCAGCCUCGUUCCUCGUCAAGAUCCCCAUCUUAGCUGCAUUCACGUUCUGCUUCUUGUUACCCUUGACGUCACAGUUUUUUGUGCAUGCAUUGCCAAUUUUCUCGUGGUUGGCGUUGUACUUCAGUGCUGGGAAGAUUCCUACCGCAUGGAAACCGGCCAUUUCUGUUAAAGUCUUGCCAGCAAUGGAGACUAUCUUGUACGGGGACAAUUUGUCCAACGUUUUAGCCACUGUUACUACUUCUUUCUUGGAUAUUGUAGCAUGGCUUCCUUAUGGAAUUUUGCAUUUUUCUGCUCCUUUUGUAGUCGCUAUCUUCAUCUUCCUCUUUGGACCUCCUACUUCACUUAGGUCAUUUGGCUUUGCUUUCGGUUAUAUGAACUUGGUUGGUGUUAUGACACAGAUCUUGUUUCCAGCUGCUGCUCCCUGGUACAAGAACUUAUACGGUUUAGAACCAGCCAAUUACUCGAUGCAUGGAUCUCCUGGAGGUUUAGGUAGGAUUGACGAGUUGCUAGGCUUUGACAUGUACACAACUGCUUUUUCGAACUCGCCAGUCAUUUUCGGAGCAUUUCCUUCUUUGCAUUCUGGCUGUGCUGUCAUGGACGUCUUGUUCUUGUGCUGGUUAUUUCCAAAGUACCGUGUUUUGUGGUGGGGCUAUGCUACGUAUCUCUGGUGGAGUACGAUGUAUUUGACCCAUCACUACUUCAUCGACUUGAUUGGUGGUGCAGCUUUGUCUUUUGUCGUUUUCCAGUACACCAGAUACAACCAUUUGCCGGUUGUAGAGGCCAACAAGUUCUGUAGAUGGUCGUAUACCGAAAUCGAAAAGAUCGACAUUCCCACUAUCGAUCCAUUGUCUUCUCAUUUCGUCAGCAUCAACGACAUGGAGUCCAGCAUUGGGAACUCGAGAUACAACUACCCCUACUUUCUUGAACAGCAUAAUAAUAAUGGAACCUUAGUGGAAGAUUUCGAGAUGUCAACUGUCUCCAGAUCUAGACAGGCUUCAAGAAACUUAUUGCCCACAACUUUCGCAGCUACUGAACCUGCUGGAGUUUCCUUACACCAACAUUUGGUUGAGGAAGAAGAGGAAGACAUUUCUUCCAUGGAAAACAGCGCUACCCCUUCCGUAUUUGAAGACGAACAUCAUCAGAUGAUGAGUUCGACUGCAUCGCAAACUUCUCUCGAAGAGUUGGAGUCUACAGCUUCUAUCCAUUUGGAUACUCCAAGUUCAAAGAGCUACAACAAGAGCAAGUAAAGAAAACAGCAUCUCCACCAAUGUACAUACUAGAAAGCCAGAGUUGGUCUAAUUGCUAAUUUUAAUGAUCCCUAAUAAAGCACCAACUCAGGCAAUUUAAUCGUUUAAUGAUUGCUUUAUUGGUUCGAUUUGUCAUGAACUUAGAACCCAUACUGACGAGAGUAAUAAUCCCCACAUCUUCUCGUUUCAGUACAACAAGAUUAUUGAUAGUCAAUACUAGUGUUAUUAGCGGCACUAUUGGUUCUAUAUAGAUUUUCUGUUGUGGGUUAUAUUUAAUACAUAAUUAAUUCGUUU